Molecule: messenger RNA, 2154 nt
Organism: Ustilaginoidea virens
Lineage: Eukaryota; Fungi; Ascomycota; Sordariomycetes; Hypocreales; Clavicipitaceae
Exons: 7
Coding region: 1-2154 (717 amino acids)
Source: RefSeq, a predicted model, not a curated record
AUGACAAGCAACGGCAGCAUUGGCUCAUCGCCACCCGCAUACUCGAGCCACGGCACUGCAAACCCUUCUCAAGCACCGGACAUGGAUGCCACAGAAGCAUUCAACAACCUCUCCAUAAGCGAGCAUAUUAGCGACGGAAAGCUUGACCCAGAUGUCUGUAUCGCACACUUGAAACUCCUCCAUGCGCUUCAUGCGAUGAAAGAAGACGUAGGCUACACUGAUGGUCUUUUCGACUUGUACGAUAGUCGUGCUACCAACGGCGUAGAUAUAGCGCAUUUGGUAAACACCUACGUCGACCACCCUCGCGAGCUUGAGGAAACUGAAAAAAUCAAAUUCGCCCUGAGCAAGAUUCGCGAAAAGAGAUGGGCCCUUUUCGUAGCCCGAGCUGUUGAUCGAUAUGAAGCUUGGUGGAAGAGCUUGCAAGGCUGGAAUGCGCUGACCGAAGAUAUCAUGUCGGAUCCGAGCGCGCCUCUAUAUGCUGGCUUUCCCGUCAUUUCGGAGAACGCAAAAGGGUCGAGCGAAUUCGCACUACCCCCUUUGGACGUAUUGAUGGUUUUUCACUCCCACAUGCUGAAUCCUCGAGCUUUUCUGGAAGAUACCAUGAGAGCUAGCCUUAAGGGACUUUGGGAACGCGGCAUGCCGUGGCAUCUUGUCAACGCCGCCAUCGACACACAGUUCGAUUACAACGUAUCGACAUCUGCCAAGCAGCGGUGGACGCAGGCUACCGGACGUAGCUGGGAGAACACGGACGAUCCCAUGACCAAGAGUAUCCACUGUCCUUAUUGCCGUGCGCCUAAUCAUAUUCCGUGGACGACCUGCAGCAAGCUCGAAGAAAGUUGUCCGUUGGAUGGUCCAACUGACCUCACUGGGAUUGGUUAUGGAGACGGCAGCUUGAGCUACCUUUGCGUGGCAUGUAAAAACAACAUUUGCAAAGAAGCUCUUUCUGCCCGUAAAUUCGUACAAGACGCCGCUUUACUACUCAGUCGAUCUGCACCCAUGCCUGGUACAGUACUCGACCCCAUAAGCGGGAUGCCUGAAGUCGUUCCAACAGGGGGGGAAGGAUAUUCCUACCCGAGAACUUUCCCAAACCGCAUGCUGAAGCUUGAUCUGCGUAUUCAGAUCCAGGAAAUCUUCAACGCCCACAAAAACCCCACCAUGAACUCCGUCAAGAAGAUGGUCGAGGAUGUCGUCAGGGAUCCUGCACGUAUAAACCGCAUCAAUGGGCACACCUACCGAUGGGGUGCACGAUACACCAUGGCCCCCAAAGCCAAAACCUGCAUCCGAAAGAUGAUGAGCGGGUACUGGGAAAACUUUUCGCCCUUUGCGCUCGACCUAUGCGGAGCCGUGAUGCGACAAGGUGUCUUUAUCGACAAGAUGGUCAAGCUGGACUGGCUGCACAGUCCCUCUCUUAGAGAUACAAUGAACCGCCUGAACAAGAAAUACAUCAACUUUUUGCGGCUCAUGCAGAGGCACCCGACCAAGAUUGCAGUUCCGACAUUGGACGUGGAUUUGGCCUGGCACUCGCACCAGCUUAUCCCGCCGUCGUAUUACUCAUACACCACGUCGUUGACGAACAAAUUCAUCGACCACGAUGAUAAGAUUGAGGAGACGAAACUGAAUGACGCUUUUCAAUGGACUUCAAAAACGUACCAAGAGGAGUUUCAUGAGCUGUACAGCGAAUGCACUUGCUGGUACUGUGAAUCAAUCCGAGCAUCCCACACCUCGUCCAUAGCUUCAUUGUUCGGGUCAUCAAAGGGAAGCAAGCAUAUUGACAAGUUUUAUCAGUCCGGCCAAGCAAACCUCUGCCCCCCCGACAAGUCGGCGCAUAUAUCAGCCCACAACGCUGUGAGAUGUGCUGACGAGCGAGGCCAAAGUGUACUUUCCGCCAUACGCGCCACACAAGAGGCCCGGCUGAAUCAAAACUACCACAAGGCCCAGAAAAGGGCGGCGAGGAAGGGCCGAAAGCUUCCGCCGCGUGAUGAGUACUACAAUCACUGGGGCUACGCUUACUUUAUGUACUCACCGGCCAUGUUUCCAAUCUACAUUUCUCCCGGCAUGUACUACGGGUCGGAUCCGUGCUAUAGUCAUCAGGUGCCUGUGGCAGCGGAGGCGGUAGUGCUGCUGACGGCACUUCGGGGGCUAUCUGCGCAAUAG